UAUCUCAAAACCGCUUCCACUUGUCACACCUCCCGCGCAAGAUAGCCUCCCCGGCGCACCAUAAACUCCUUCUCUCACCUCCCAUGAAUAAGAGCUAGAACUAGCAUUCAACCAGAACAAAACCAUAUCUGAUCCUCUCAUUAGAGAAUAAUGGAGUCGAGAGCUCUAUCCUGCGCCACCAUCUCCUCCCUCGUCCGCCUCAGGAAGACGACAACAGAGAGUGCUUACGUCAUCUCGGCGCGAUCCAACCGCUCCGUCGGCGGGAACCUCAUCUGGGGGCGGCAACUCCGGCCAGCGCUGCUGCUCGAGAAAUCGUCGCCGGCGAGGAAUGCCACCGGGAGGCGGGAGCUGCUACGUCCGGUCUGCGCCACAGCAGAAGGGAGCGAUUCCGCCGGGGAAGGGAAGAUUACUCCGUUGGGAUUUGCGGAGAAGUAUCCUGCUCUUAUCACCGGUUUUUUCUUUUUCAUGUGGUACUUUCUUAACGUGAUCUUCAACAUACUCAACAAGAAGAUCUACAACUACUUCCCCUACCCUUAUUUCGUCUCGGUGAUGCAUUUGCUGGUGGGGGUGGUGUACUGUUUGGUGAGCUGGGCCGUGGGUCUACCUAAGCGCGCUCCCAUGGACUCGAACCUGCUGAAGCUGUUGAUCCCCGUCGCAGUAUGCCAUGCCUUAGGCCAUGUUAUGAGCAAUGUCUCGUUUGCUGCGGUGGCUGUCUCCUUCACCCACACAAUCAAAGCUUUGGAGCCUUUCUUCAAUGCUGCUGCUUCUCAGUUCGUUCUUGGACAACAGAUACCCCUGACACUAUGGCUAUCUCUGGCUCCUGUUGUUCUCGGUGUGUCAAUGGCAUCUCUAACUGAGCUUUCAUUCAACUGGACGGGCUUCAUUAGUGCCAUGAUUUCCAACAUCUCCUUCACUUACAGGAGUAUCUACUCAAAGAAAGCCAUGACUGACAUGGACAGCACCAAUAUCUACGCGUACAUUUCCAUCAUUGCACUCAUUGUUUGCAUUCCACCAGCAAUUAUUUUGGAGGGGCCUCAAUUGAUGCAGCAUGGUUUCAAUGAUGCAAUUGCUAAAGUGGGUUUCACAAAGUUCCUCUCGGAUCUCUUUUGGGUGGGCAUGUUUUAUCACCUUUACAACCAGUUGGCAACCAAUACCUUGGAGAGAGUAGCUCCACUUACUCAUGCAGUUGGGAAUGUGCUGAAGCGUGUGUUUGUGAUUGGGUUCUCGAUCAUUGUAUUCGGUAACAAGAUCUCGCUGCAGACAGGCAUCGGAACAUCCAUUGCGAUUGCCGGUGUAGCAAUUUACUCGUACAUCAAGGCCAAGAUAGAAGAGGAGAAACAGCAAAUGAAAUCUGCAUAAGAUGAAAAGGCGUUCUUUGGAGGGGUGGGAUGAUCGUCGUGUAGAUUUAGAUGUUUGUGGACAUGAGGCUCCCAGCCAUUUGAAGGUCACUUAAAUUGUAUUUUUGCUCUUCUUUCAUUUGGAGUAAAACUAUCACUGAUCUGCAGUCUUCCCAUAUCCACUGAAAAUAAUGGUUCUCUUAAACACUGCUUACAUGGGGAAGCUACCGAGAGAGACUGGUAUUGUAGCAUAAAAAAAGUGCAUGUAUCAACCAAUGGAAGUGCAAUCUGCAACCACAGCGUCUUCUAUCA
Molecule: messenger RNA, 1649 nt
Organism: Magnolia sinica
Lineage: Eukaryota; Viridiplantae; Streptophyta; Magnoliopsida; Magnoliales; Magnoliaceae
Product: triose phosphate/phosphate translocator, chloroplastic
Exons: 12
Coding region: 151-1359 (402 amino acids)
Biological process (GO): transmembrane transport
Cellular component (GO): Golgi apparatus; membrane
Molecular function (GO): antiporter activity
Source: RefSeq, a predicted model, not a curated record